Phlebotomus argentipes is the source of this 15832-nucleotide messenger RNA. RefSeq names its product zinc finger and BTB domain-containing protein 24 (gene dati). NCBI's taxonomy places the organism in Eukaryota, Metazoa, Arthropoda, Insecta, Diptera, Psychodidae. Gene Ontology annotation, molecular function: RNA polymerase II cis-regulatory region sequence-specific DNA binding; DNA-binding transcription factor activity, RNA polymerase II-specific. The transcript is spliced from 10 exons. The record is from RefSeq and is a predicted model, not a curated record. Gene Ontology annotation, biological process: regulation of DNA-templated transcription. Bases 2525 to 4651 code for a protein of 708 amino acids.
CCUCAGCCUACAAUUUACCAAUCGAGUAGCAACGACGAGGGGUGCAGUUUAAGUGCAGUUUGCAUCGCGGUUGAUGCAAGUUGGACAAGCCUAAAAAGAAAUUUUAAAAAUAUACACAUAUAUAGACACAAAACAAGGUAUAAAGUCGACAGAGCAAUUAAGGAAGAAUCACGCUAAUAACAAUAAGUGACGGAGUUUCGAAAAGUAAAAUUUGCGCUUUCAUCAUCCCUGGAAUUAUCUUGUCGUGUACGAGAAUGGAAGGCAUAAUACUUAAAUCCUAGGCUUUGCACAGCUUGGCGCCGUUACAUGCAAGCCUAUAGUUAAAAAAAAUUUAAGAUAUCCACCACCUAAUAAAAAUAGAGGCAGGCGCAAGGUUACAGUUGGACAAAAGUGACCACCACGCCCUACAUAACAAUCAAACACCAUUACACUGACACCGGAACAAACAGUUUUCAGUACCACAUUCCAUUUAGCUAGCAUUCAUUAUAAAACACACUUUAGAAAAGGAAAGAACCAGAAUAAUACAGGCCAAAGGUAUACUCCCGUACAGAUCCAUAUACACAAAUUUACAAAGAAUACCAAACGUUAAGAAAUACACACACAUACAUAACAUAUACAUAUAUUUACACACACUCACACACAUACACAUUUAUACGUAAAUAUAUAUAUAUAUAUAUAUCAAUCAAUCCCGUGGAAGGACACAACAUAAAAAAAAUAGACAGAAAACUCGUUGAAAAGUUGAACGCCAGAGCAACACGACAAAAUUAAUUAUAUUCCAAGACAGAAAUAUAAGUACCAAAAAAAUUGCCAUUAUAUAAACAAAAAAUAUACUUAGUCCAUAUAAUGUAUGCAACAUAUAAUGCAAAUGUGAGUGUGAAAAAUAUAGACAACAAACUUUGAGUCAUAAAGAGAAAAAUUGAUGUACACACAAAUCUAGAGUCAAAACCCUCGCAAAAUAAUUGUGAUUAUAUAGUGAGAAAGUAAAACUUUUGAUAACUGCAAUAUUAGCACAACACGACAUCAAUGGACACACUCUAGUGGGCUAUUUUUUCUAUUAAUUUUUUCACUAAUUUAUUUGCAUACGUAAAUCCACUCAAUAGAACGGGCUACAUCUCCACCAAAACAAAAGCAUAAUAAAGUAUACAUAAAUAGUAAAAAAAAAAAAAUAAUAAACCAUCGUUGACAACCAAACAAUAGAAACUGCACAAGUAAGAUUUAUUUUUCUAAACAACAGAUAAUAAACACAACUGUUAUCCUCUAUAAAAAGGAAAAACAAAAUGUAAAAUUCAGUGAAAACAAAUCAGCAAAACAAUGUCCCUAUGAAAAUGUGCAGAUCUGAAAGCAAAUGUUUAGCCAAAAACUAUUAAAUACAUCGUCAAACAAAAAGUUUAAUACCAGUGAAUUUAUGAAGGAAGAAAAUGGAAAUGUUGGGUGAUAAAUUUUUAGGCCUAUACAGUUUUUUGUGAAACGAAAUUGUGAUUUUAGACAGAUCAAGGAAUAAAGAGAAAAUUGAAGAAGAAAAAUCCUUUGCGACAACCAAAACGUUAACUGAAAGUUACUAAAGAAAACUGACAAACAAUUAAAACAAAGUCUUUUAGUGUUUAUUUUAUCUUAAAGAAAGCUAAAACAAAGAGAGAUAAUACACAAAAUGAGAAACGAGAAAUGCAAAAAUGUGCCUUAAAAUGGGCCUUAUUUGAAAAAAAAAAUCAUGUGAAUAAAUCAUAGAGAAACCUAUUUCGAAAAAAAUGUAAAAAAAGUGGGUGCAUUAGAAAUAAGUCGGGCCUCGUAUGAUCUAGUCUCCAAAUCCACCACCUAGCCUCUACGCUUUUCCGGGUGGAUCAGCAAUUUUCACAAAGUACAGAGCUAAAAGAAAAGAAAUUAUACUAAAUAAAAAACAGAAUUUUAAUGAAGAUAUGAACAUUACCGUUGAGUUAUCGAAAAAAACAUAAAUCUUUUGAUAAUGAAACUAACGAGACAGCUAAUGUCUCCAAAGUAAUUUUUUCUAAUAUUUACAACAAAAGAAACACAUUUAAAGGAACAACUAAAAGAAAUUGAGGUAGUAGUAAAAUUGUAUAUAAAGAAGAAAACGCUUCAUAUGAGGACAUAUAAAUGUUUAGUACAAAAGUCAAUAUUUAGGCUGCAUUUUUACCGAAGAAAGAAAAACAAAAAAAGUCAGAAGAACAGAAAGUAAAACUAAAAACAUAAGGCAAAAUAGUAAAAACAAAUCCUCUCCUUUUUCGUAAAUCUGCAAAUAAUAAUAAAUAAAAUAAUCAUAAUAAUAAGCGACAAAUAACACCAAAUGGCAAUGCAAAAAGUUUAAAAUAUUACACACUUAAACAAAGUGAAUGAAAUGAAGUGAGAAUUAGUGAAAUACAGAAGUAUAGUCAUGACUCAGGCGGAUCCGCAAAAAGAAAACACCAUGGAUAGGCGAUUACAUAGAAUACAGAGAUCAGCCCAGGUAGCACAUAUGUGAGUGAGUGAUUAUAUCGUGGAUCACGCACUGGACCUCAGCAGCGCCACGUCAAUGAGCACGGAUGUACAUCGUAUGUAUAAGAUGAAUACAGACUUCUGGCAGACACGUGCCCAGAACAUCGCGAAAGGGCCGGACAGUCCAGCAGCGUGUCCAGCACCACCACUUUCACCUCAUAUGAUGGGUCAGAUGGGCACACAGAUGCCACAAUUGCAACACUCACCUACACCCGGCGGAUCCGCCACGCCAGAUACCAAGCCUACAACUGAAAAGCUUGUCAAUGAGUUCCAGCAACUGACGCGAUCCAAUAGUGCAGCGACGAUCAGUGAGCGAACAUUAGAAGAAUGCUGGUCAACCCUGCAACGAAUUUUCAUGCACAAGAGCGCCAUGCAGAUGCAGCAUGCCCGGGAUCUUCAACGCGGUGUAGGCGUGAGUGGCCUGAGUGGGUCGGGCAUGGGCACGGAAGUGAAACCUCAUCAGUGCCAACAAUGUCUCAAGAGCUUUUCAAGCAAUCACCAACUCGUCCAGCACAUCCGUGUUCAUACCGGUGAGAAGCCCUACAAGUGCUCCUAUUGCGAUCGCAGAUUCAAACAACUGUCCCAUGUGCAGCAGCACACUAGGCUUCACACAGGAGAACGUCCGUACAAAUGUCACUUGCCUGAUUGCGGUCGAGCUUUCAUCCAAUUGUCAAAUUUGCAGCAACACUUGAGAAAUCAUGAUGCUCAAGUAGAGAGAGCCAAAAAUCGUCCCUUUCACUGUAAUAUCUGCGGAAAAGGAUUUGCCACUGAAUCCAGCCUGCGCACUCACACGUCCAAGGUCAGUCAUGAAUUACAGCUGCAUCUUGGUGUCUUGCAGCAACAUGCAGCUCUUAUAGGUGGCCCAAAUGCAACCUCUUGUCCAGUUUGUCAUAAACUCUUCCUCGGCGGCGAAGCCCUCAUGGAGCACAUGAAACAUACGCACAAGGAUCCAAAUGCCUCCGGAGUGGCCACCAAGAGGCGAACCGCCAACCAUCCUUGUCCUGUGUGUGGGAAACACUACGUCAAUGAGGGUUCUCUAAGAAAACACCUGGCAUGCCAUCCGGAAACUUCACAACUCACCACCAGUCUGAGAAUGUGGCCAUGUUCUGUCUGCCAGGCAGUUUUCACCCAUGAAGCGGGAUUACUUACACAUAUGGAGCACAUGCGAAUGGACCCUAAGCAUCAAUUUGCAGCACAAUAUGUACUUUCACGUGCAGCAGCAGAACGACGUGAGCGUGAUACUUUACUAGCAGCCGCAGCAGCUGUAUCAGCAGGCAACAGUGGUCUGUUAGCCAUCGGCGGACAAAACUCAAUGUGUCCUUCGCCAAGCGCACACUCCGACAGUAGUAGCGGUGGCGGUCGGUUGUCCUCUGCGGGUAGUGAUGCAGGUGCGAGUUUGUUGAACAACAACAACAACAAUUGCAGCAGUAAACUAACUGACAUUUUGCGCGGAGCCAACAACGGGCACCUACAGCAAUAUAAUGUCGACGAAAUGCACGCCAAUCGCAUGGCUAUGGUAGCAGCAGCAGCUAUGCAGCCAGCAGACGCCGGUGCCGUACAAGCAGCCGUAGUAAAUUUAGCUGCUGCUAUGCGUUUGCAACCACAAGCAACGUCUCCAGCUGCGAAUCAUGGAGCCACAACGGCUCAACCACCUGCAGUUUCACCUGGUGAUGAUGAAACGGCCAAUGCAGCCGCCCAAGCUGCUAUGAAUGCCAUGCGUGUUUCAAUGGCUGACAGUAUGAUGCGAUCUUCUAUUGGUGUAGAUCCUAUUCACCACCAAGGUCAUCACCAGAGUCAAAACUCGCCUGAAGCAGCACUGCGGAUACACCAAGCAGAAGCAAUUUUAAGAUCCCAGGCAGAAGCAGCACUACGGUUGGCCGUGAGUCAGGCUGCUGCUGUAGCAGCGUCUGGCUCCGGCGCUACCAUCGGUUCCUCAUCAAAUGGUGCCACAACAAGUCUUAGCAACUUUCACCAAACACCAGCAGUAUCAGCCACUCAGAGUACGCCUCUUCAACAACAAAUGUCACCUGAGUUGAGUGAUGCCCUUCGCUUGGAGCACGCCCUACGACUUGAUCCACGUGCCCUCACCUUUACGCUGUCUAGUCAUGUACAACAGGGUGGAUCGCAGCAAGGUCCCCAGGCUUCCACCUCACACACAUCCUGAAGCCCAGAUGCCGUCGAUGACGGCAUCGUGUGUCUUCUCGGCAAGGAUACAUCCCAUCACCACUCCCCCAUCAUGGGUGGCUUCUUUUAACGGUCGGGAGCACACGCAGCAAUCAAAACUAAUGAUACAUUCAUGGUGUGACACAAAAUUACUUUUAAAAUGCCAUCUAUUCGUGUUAAUAUACAAUCUUUUUUGUGAGAUCAUAUGGUUGCCAAGAUGGGGGACGUGGCUAUAAGUAUCCUAGAUUGAUUGGCAAUAUGAGACUGUAUUGAUCCAUUAGCUAGUUAUUCCUUCUUUCCUUUUAGACAAGUCUGUUCGGCUGGAGUUGGCAAAAUGCAUUUAUCCUAUUUAUAAUGAAUUGAAUAUUUCACCUCUUGCCACAGUCAGUCUAAUUUUCUUAUAUAUUAUUUGAAAUACCCAUAUAUACCAGUUAUAAUACGUUUUUUUAAAUAUUUUUUUAAUUCUUUCUGUGAUUGAGACUUUAGUCACACCAGGCAUCCUUUAACCUUUUUAUGUAAGUAUAAAGAAAAAAAAGCUUAUGUGAUUUGAAUGCAAUCUGAAACUACAUACAAGAGCACCAAUUAUUUUCUUUAUAAUAGUGGGUGUAAAGGAUGAGUUUUUUUUACUUCCUUAAUAUAUGUGAAUUAUAUAAUUUUUAGCAAAAAAUAUUAUUUCCAUUUGAAGAAAAAAAUGUCUACUUUGAUUAAUAAGACAAUAUUAAUUUUUAAAGUACGCUUUUGUUGUUGACCAUUGUUCGGGAAGCUAUACAAGAAUACCUUAUUCUUUAUUUCUGUUCUUUAUUAAAAGUGUCCAUAAUAAUUAUGGAAAUUAUAUGCCAAUGUGUAUGAGUUACAAAACAGUGUAAUAAUGGCAAACAAUUAAGAACAACUCAUUUACUAAUCAGGAUCGAUUUUCGUCAUACCGUAUGGUCUCAAUGGUCAUACAUGGUUUGCCAAGAUUAAAUGGAAUUACUUAGGUGAAUACAAAAUGAAAAUUAAUGAUCGGUACUUUUUACUUUAUUGAUUGAUUUAUUCUUUUAAUGCGUGUUGAAUGUUUAAAAUUAUAUUGCACUGUGACUAUUCUGAUUUCUAAGUUUUUUAUCUUUGGAUGUACAUCUUCAAAAACAGUCUGAUAUUUUCAAGAAUAUUUUAGAUAAAUUUCAAUGUUAGAAAACAAAACUUGAUUUUGCUUCUAUUUCUGAGAUAUUUUGAACCAAAAAAAUACUUUGGUUUCAACCAGGUUAAAAAAAAUUCAAUAGCUUGUAUUUUUUAGUUAUUCUGUAUAAAUUUUAUUACACCUGAAUCAAAAUUAGAGGAAAAAAUGUUAUGUUUUUUGUAAUUAAUUCAUCAAAGAUAUUGCUAUUUUCUGAGAAAAUAUAACAAGAACUUAAUGAGUGGAAUGGCUAACUGGAAAGGGUUUGAGCGAUGUGGUUUGUAGUACUAUAUCUCCAACAUGACACUAUACAGUGUAGAUAAAUGUUCUAUAUGAUAUGGCCGUUUAAGUUUUUUUACACCCUUAAUUAUAUAACAUACUAGUUUAGUAAGCAUAGAUGUUCUACUUAGGACUAGAGUCUACUCUAUUAGAGGAGUUAUUCGAGAGAGGUUUGUUUUUACUUUUCCGACCAACCUUUAAUGAUUCUAAAAUUCACAUUUUAGUAAAUCUUUGUGAGUGAGAACGUGAAAGACAAUUUCAGAGAAGGGCAUGUUUCUGUUCAAAAAUUCAACAGUGAUCAUUUGGGUUGCUUUAAUUGGCCAUUGAAUGGUAAAUGUUUUAUCGCACUCUACUAUGAUCAAACAUUUUACCUGCAGUGAGACUUCAUCACUUCAUUAUAGCAGCGAAAGCCAAUAUCUUUGAAUUCUUUAAACAGUCUCGGUGGCCAUGUAGACUAAACACACACAUAUAGGAAUAUAUUGAACCUAUAACAUAUAGGUUCGCUUGCUGUCAUCUGUCUAUGUAUGAUUUUCCUUCCUUGUUUCUUGUUCCUUGUAUGAAAGGAAAAAUAAAUAUCUAAUCUAAUAUGGCAUGCCCACUUCGAAUGGUAUGAGUUCGAUAGUUGUCGACUGCUUUUACCAAUCUUCUGAUCAGCGCUCCCCUAAAUUGUGUAGUGUAACGUGUACGUAGUGUUUAGAGAAAAGAUUAGUCACCAUGGUCGAUUGAAAAUCGCUCGUUUCCCACAUAAAUCACAUAUUUUGGCCAAAAUAGAGGAUUUUUCCUUAGUCCAGAAACUAAUAAAAUUUACAAUAUAGCCAGAGGACCCAGUGUCAAAUAUAUUUGGUGAAUUGUUUUCUUACAUUAUUUUUCAUAACUUAUUACCCAUAUAUAAUUUAAAAAAAAAGUACCGAUCUAAAAUUUUCUGCUACUCCUUUAAUAUCUGUUGUUAUAAAAUCCACAUUGACUGAAUGAAAAGUACACUCAAUUUUAAAAUUUAUGAUUAUUUAAGGUGUUAUUGCGCUGUUUUUUCUUCACGAAGCAAUAUUAGUAUGAUGAGAUGAGAAGGUUGUAUAAGAUGUAUAAAAAUAAAGAUUAGCCUUAGUUCUCCAUCUUGUGUUGAGAGUUUAAAGAGAAAUCCAUUUUUAUGAAUUUUUUUUUUUCUAAACUUAGCAUAACCACACCAGGCGAGCCUGACUCCCAAACACGAAAUAUCAAUUUGUAUUGACACCUAAUACCAGAAAUGGCGAUAAGAAAUUAUAAUGAAAUUAAAAAAGGAUGAUAAUCUUAUUGAUAGAACAGAAAAAUAUCGGGAAGAUUCAUGUGAGACGAUAUUAGUUUAUUAAAGUGAUGAUGCAAAGAAUAUCGUGAGGACAAGCUGAAACAGAAGAGUGCAUUACAUUGAUGAUGAGAAAAACAAUAACCUAAUUUAGUAAGUAAUGAAAAAGUGCAAAACAUAAUGGUGGAAAUGAAAUCGAUAAGUAAAAAAUUUUGUAAGACAGUAUUAAAACAAAUACAUGCUAACACACAGUACACACACACACACACACACGCAAAACUAUAAUAGCCCAAAUAUAGUGAAAGAGUGGAAAUCUUAAUGUAACCAAUAAAAUUAUUUCAUUUGAAUAUCAAUAUGAAGUAAAAACUGUGCAAUAAUAUGUUUUUAGUUGACAUCAAAUUAAUAUGUGUUUGUCAUAUGCUAAAGUGCGCGCUAAACUUGCAAUAGCCCAGAAAAUAUUGAUAUUGAUAAUCAAUUAAGGAGUGUGUUUGUUAGACAUAAAUAUACGAGAUGAUGUAAAAGAAUAAAGAAAAAAAACAAGAAAUACACUGAUUUAAAUAGUGAGAACAUGCAGAUAAAAAUAUUAUAAAAAUAGAAAAUUGAGAUUUUAAGAUGUUUUUCCAUCAAAGUAGGAGCAUCUUAAUUCAAGCCCGAUGAAAAAUUUAUAAUAUGCCGAUUAUGUGACUGAGUUGCAAUAGCCCAGGAGAACUUCCAUCUUUUCAUCAGGUAUACACAAAAACAAAACUGACAGUUACUGUCGAUCACGUCUAUCGAUAUCUUAGAUUAUAAGAGUAGUUGAUACUUUAAUAAAAGAGAAAAAUCCAGCAUACAAUAACCCAAAAAGAACAAAACGGAGUAUAUACAAAAUUGCUGUCAGUCAAGUUUUUCCCACAUUUAAAAAGCAAAGUUGUACGUAUAUAGUGCUGUCUAUAAUUUAAUUACAAAUUUUUAAUUUUAUUUCAAUUCCUUGAAGUAACAAAUCUCUUCAUGAAAAAAUGUGUAUCAACUGUCCCCUUUCCGUUUACUUACAGACAGUUCUGGUAAUAAUUACUUUAUUUGCUUUCAAAAUGAGAAAAUUUGAAAAUUAUUCCGAAACUAAAAACAUGUGAUGACUUCAAAAACGAUGUUAGUCAAUUCCAAUUUUUUACACGUAAGAUUUUUUUUUAUUAUACUACGUGAAAAGUACAAAAACUGUUUCGCACUCGUAAAUUAAAUUUUGGAUUGUGCUAUAUGCAUACAUGAAUGUAAAAUUAAAAAUGUAUUUAAUUUUGGGGGUUCAUAAAAAAAGCAACAAAAUGACUCAAAUGUUAUAUUUCCGUUUGUUUAAAUUGGUUAUCAAGAAUUAAAAAAUGUUAUCCAGUUAUUAUAAAAUCUAAAACCAAUGAAAAGAAUUGGAAUAAACAAAAUUCAAUAACUUUUCCUUGACACACAUUUGAUUUUCUGAUAAAAUUAGCUUACAAAGUUUACCGAAGAGCAGAAGUUUGCUCGCUACUGGUUUCUUAAAUGCUACUUUAUAAAUAGCACAUGUUUCAAAUAAUUUCAAUUCUUUAAGUGCUUUGUAUUUCAAUUAACAAAAAACUAAAUAUCGUCUCUAUAGUGAAAGUAUACAGGAAAUGAUAUAAUUUUUUCUUUAAGUAAAAUUACAUGAAACAUAAGAAAAUUCAUUGACGGAAAAUAUCAUAGUACGAAGUGAAAGAAAGAGCAUAGAUACAAUUAAUAAUAAUUCCAAAUAUAAUAUGUCUGAAACUUAAUUAUUACAAUGAAACAACAAAAGAAGAGCUGAAAAUGAAAAAAAUAGCAUUUAAAAAAAUGUGAGUUACUUCUUUUUAAACAUUUUUCUUUUGUUAUAUCCAAAAAACAUGCAAGCAUUUCUACUAAAUUACACUAGUAAGCAUCACAUCUCAUAUAGUGCCAUAGGUCAAAAUAUUUUCACACUGGAACUUUUUCCUCUUCAUUGGCAAUGAAAUUAUUUUUCACCAAAAUUGUCCUGCAUGAUGUGGCAUAAUGUAUCUUACCCCUUUUGAAGUGUUUAAAAUGAGUUUAAAAUGUGAACAACCAACCUGUCCAAUUAUAUACCGCGAAGUCUUGACAGACUGGUUUCAAUAUAUGACUUAUGUGAUGUGAAUCCUUGCACCUAAAAGAGGUUUAAAGAAAAGGUCUAAAAGAAACACCUGGAUUUUCUAGCAGCGAUACUUCCAAUUUCAUGCUUAAAACUAGCGUAUGAUCUUAUUUUAGAGUCACCUCUAAAACUUAAGUAAAACUUAUUUCGAAAAUUUUAACAUAGCAUUCACUAUCGGCGUUCCUUUAAUUUCAGUUUUUUAAGAAGCACUAAUUUAAAGAAUUGUUGCUGUGCAAUAUUUCAUUGGAAAGCGCCAUAACUUUUUUAUUCAGGUAAAUUCAUUCUGGAAAUAUUAUAUUCUCAAAUUUGUCUCGAACAACGGCGUUUUACACAAUUCUAACUCUCAGUUAUAGAUUGGUGUAUAUUACAGCUAGUAUGGAUUAUUUAUUUACGAUAUUUCUGGGGCUACUGCAUCCUUCAUCAUAUCUGAAAGACGUUGAUUUUUGUAAUAAUAUUUUUUUACCGCGUGGGUUAAUCUAGUAACUACACCGUAGAAUUGAUGUGACAUUUAUCACUUCCGGUAGAUCACUACUACAUUCACACUAACAAUCCAUUUUUAUUGUCGGCAUUCAUUUCUCUAUUUUAGUGAUUUUUUCUUAAUCCCACUACAAUGUCCCAAAUGUACACACAAAGGAAAGAUAAAAUGCCCACCGACUCCCUAGAACUUGUUCAAAUACAAAAAUGUAAAACGCAGUGGGUGCACGUGAAAAACAGCGCUGGCGUCGAUACUCAGUGACAGAAACGAUAAUCCUCGAAAAUGACAAAUGAUCAAAUUGUAAACAAAUUCGUAUGUUCCAUUGAACACCGAAUGAAAAAAAAAACGCGUCUAGAUUAUGUAUGCGGUAUGGGUUGAAUGGUAAAGUGGUCAGAAAGAAUUCUGUCUCAGAACCGCGUGGAAAAAUUUUUGCAAAUCGAUACGAAAUUUGAUGUUCUAUUGGGAACUAAAUUUUCAUCAAAAUAGCUAUUGCCCGUAAUCAAAUCAAAUACCAUUAAAUAGUUUAUUUUAACAGGAUAUAAAUCGAUCCAAAUUUCAGAGAUGCUGAUCGCAUGAUUGAAAAGAUAACACCGUGAAAAUGAAAGCUUACGGUAGGAAUUUUGUAGAAAUCACAAAACGCAACAAGAAAAGUUGUAAUGUAUUACGUAUAAUUUUUUCUAUGUAAUAUAUUGUCAAAAUACGUAAGAUAUGUAUUUUUGUGAAGUAAUACACGUAAUUCUGUCGAAACGAUAAUUCAAAGAACGUCUUAAAGCAAUCUUCACCGGAAGGAUCGGAACAAACUUUAGUGCCAUACCACACAACGAUAAAGUUAAUGGCUGCGAUAAUACUUUAGCAAGCACUUCGAUAAUUUCCUCAGUUGAGCGCUAUCGCAUACUUAGGAAACGGGGAAAACCGAUGAUAUUAGCAGCUCAAGUAAUAAAAAAGAGAUCGUUCUACUGUACAUUGUGUGCAGGAAGAGAAGGAGAAAACAAAAAUAACGUAAAAUGCUAAUUUAGUGAUAGCUAAUGCAAAAAAUUGCAUCAUUACGAAGUACUCUAUAGAAAUUUUUCUCUCUAGCAGAAUAAAUCUGGGAAUUUGAACGCAAAUAAUGCAAUUUUGGUUGUCUUUUAAGCCCUUAAAGCCUUUGCAUGUUUAACGGUCAGUAAGUAUUUAUUUGAGAACAUGGAAUGGACAACUUCUAUUCACACAUAUAUUGUCCGUACACGAUGAUUCGGAAGUCAUUUUUCCUCUUUCUUUAGGUAUAGAUAAUUGUGGGUGAAUUGGUCAGUUUCUCUUUGCCACCAAGUGGUUUACUAUCGUGAUCCACACCCGUAGAACCCAUUCUCUGGAUUAGGUGUAGAGAAUGCAAACUUAUUACGUGAGGAUGAAUCGUCUCAGGAAAAGCUUUAAAAAAUGCAAGUAAUAUGUCCUAAAACUCCUCUUUAGAAUUGUGUUCAUGGAACAUUCAUGCAUAUAUAUAAAGAGCAAAUUAAUUACGAAAGAAGCCCUUUUUGUCUCUCUGUUCUUCUUAUUACGUUACGCGUGAAAUGGAUGAAUAAGUUUUUUGGCUCUUACGAUUUGAAUAUGAGGACACCUCUAUAAAUGUACUCAAACACUUAGAAACAUUGGUCAAUGCAGCUCUCUGUGUGUCUAGCGUCUAGAAACGUCUUUUGGUAUAUAGUCAAUUAGAAUCAGUUGAUACACAACGCAGAUAUAAUGAGGUUAGUGUUUUCACACGAUUUAAUUUACUGCAUUUCGGUCGGAUUUCGAUCUUACAGUUAUCGGAAUAUGAAAAGAUGGCUUUGGAUAAUUCAGAAAAUUUAAAUCAAAGAUCACUGAGUAGACAAUAAUGUAACGCCAUAGCCAAAGUUGUGAGGAGCACAUGCUGUAGAAAACAGGUUCCAAAAUUCUAUCAACGCGUUCAAAACAGUUAAUCCCAUAUUACGCUUUGAAGGUUUAUUUCAAUUCGUGGUGACUUUCUCGUGCACAAAAAUUUCUAUUCGCUUCAGUCGACUGAAUAUUUUUUUUUACAUAGUUGAGACUCAUAAGUGCUGACAAACAGCGUCAGUGCACAAAAUUUUAAGUGUGUGUUAUAGCUAAGUUAUGAUAAUUAUUGUGUAUGUUUUUCGCAUGAGGAACAGGGAUAUAAAAUGUGCCCAAAACAACAUUAAAUCCAAUACAAAAAGCUAUAAUAGAUUGUAUUCAUUUGAGAUACCGGACUUGCUAAAAAAAAGAUCAAAGCAUAAACUCGAAAUUGCCUUCAUGGGCGUAUGAAUAAUUUUUUAGAAACUGAUUAUCAGAAAGCUCAAAUCACGAGCAGGGUUGCUCUUUAUUUUCUAUUCAGUUUCUUCGCAAAUUUAAUUCUUUAGUGCGAAAUAAAUAAAUGUUUCAAUUUUAUAAGGGUAAAUGCAAUUUCCUAAUGUAGUAAUAUUUUUAACGAUAAUUGUUAGAACAUCGCAGACUUUAGAUAAAUAGACAUUUUCUCAGAAUCGAUAACUUGCACAUUUUCAAACGAUAAUUAAGGGACUGUGGUGGUAGAUUAAACCUCUCUUUUUUGUUUUUGCCUUAAACAUAACAAUAUUUUGUUGUAUUUGUGCAUUUUUUCAUAUCUUUAACAUUUUUUCUACACCUAUAAAAUCUAUUUACGACUGAAUACUACUUGAAUUAUUGCAGAUGGUAAAUUUUACAUACAGUUUCUCUCCCAAACAAAAUAACAAAUUAAGCACUUUCUCAUAUAAAAACACUACAGAGUCAUCACAGUGUGUAGACAGGGGAAGAAAUACAAUGAAAUAUCAGAGCAAACUACAUUGAAAUUUGCUUGCGCCUUCUCAGCUCGCAUUUGGAAUAUCUAGAAUCGUGCUAAUUAUGGGUUUUAUCUAAAAACUGGAACCAUGAAAAAUGUUAUGACAUUGCAUUUGGUUUUAUUGAAUGUAGAAAACUUACUAUCUUCAAUUUAAACCUAAUUCUUGUAGAUGUAAAAUUUUAAUUUGAGAGUUAAAGCGUUACUUCGAUAGCUUAUCAGAAUUUUUACGUUGAAAUUCCAAACGAAAUUUAACCAUUUAACCAUUAAAUUUAAAGGAGCAGUUGGAACAGAAUAUGAAAAAACAAUCAAACCCGUCAUAACCCAUUUGCAUGUGGAACAUAAGAGUCUGAUUUUUGCAUUUAUCAAUACAUUCAUGUCGUAAUUUUCAUCUUUAGGAAUUGGAAGUAUACGACUGGGACAAUUUAUUUUCAAUAUUUCCGUUUCAAAUGUUUCAUACUUUGAAACGAAUUGUAAACUCAUAAGAAAAAUUGGCAUAGUCAUGAAUAGAUGCAAAAUAAAAAUUUAAUCAAACACACAUUUUAUCCCAAAACUGCAUUUUUUCUCUUUGUCAUGCCAACUUAAAAUUCAGGUGCAGAAUUUACGUCUCAGACAUAUUUUACACCAAAAAGGCUGUUUAUACUGAUGGAACGAAAACCCGGAUAUCUCACUAAAGACAUUUUAUUAUCAUUUUUUAUUCAUUUCAUUCCUUUUUGUUUUUCCUUAAGAACUUCGGCCGACUUGGACUCAUACACAUAUGUUAAGCCAGUUCAUAGAUACAUCCAGUUCCGUAAAUACAAGAAACAGUCGUAGAGUUAUGCAAGAGUUUUCCAAAGAGCCGUAAAAUAUUAAAAUCGGAUAAAUAGAACCAAAGUUAUGGCGUAUUUUAAAUUAAAAUCGUAAACCGUCAUAACUCCGGUUUUAUUGCAUCCACAAAAAACUAUAACUUAUCUUUAGAGACUUGCUGAUUUGGACUACAACACACUAAAAUUUUAAGAAAAUUUAUAAUCUAGUUGCCGAGAUACAGGCGUUCAAAAGUUGUUCAAUAUGGCGGCAUUCGGUAUGACAUCACAGACUAAUGGUGAAUAUGGCCUACUAAAGGGCGUUGAGACACGUCUUUUAGUGAAGAAAUAAUCGAAAUCGGUUGAUGAACAGCGGAGAUAUGGGCCAGUGAAGGUGUGAACUUUGAUCUUCCAUAUCUCCGUUCCUAAUGAAUAGGGUCCCAAUAGUAACGGUUCGUUGAAAAGGUCUUGACCUCAACUACAACAUAUUAAAAUUUAAAGAAAAUUUUUUGAUUCCGUUUUCGAGUUAUUCGUUUUCGAAAUUUCGAAAAUAGUUUUUUCGACUUUAGCGCUUCUAGCGGUGGUCCUAUCAAGUUAUGUUGUUCAGAUGGGAGAUGGCAUUUUACGGAACCUUUCUAAUGAAUACAAAAUCAUUUCUAUCGGUUAAUGAAAAUCGGAGCUAUGGCCGUUUAAAUUUUUGAAAUUUGAACCCUUAUAUCUAAGGUCUGGAAGGUCCUAGGUUCUUCAAUGACGGUUCGUUGGAAAAGUCUGUUCUGUGCCUGUCUGUCGUUCCCGACAGAUAGGCACGAAAAUCAAAAAAGUGUCCCCUUCCCAUUUUCAUCAUAUUUCCACAUUUUACCGUUACCUGAGUCGAUUGGAGUUGUUUUUGCGAGGUUCGAUUUCAUGCGCGAUUACAGAUAUAAGCUGUGAUGUAUAUCCCAUCUAAUAAUAAAGGUUCUUGUAAAUUCACUUAAAAAUUUACGUGAGUUAGUAAAAUUUUUGCCAAUUUUUUUUUCUAACAAUGAGAUUUUCGGAUUGAGCUAUUUGUAAGAAUAUAAUGAAUGAAAGUGUGGGGGAAUUGGACAGUGUCUGUAUUGAAGAAAUCAAAUUACAAGUGUGCUUAGUAUACUGACUAGUAGAAAACUCUAAUCCAUGUCAAGUUAAAUUCAUUUUAGAUUCCGGAGUCAUUUGAAAUCCAAUGCAGUGUAAACAGCCUCAAAUGCUAGAAAUGCUUUGCUUUGUGCAUAAAAUAACAACCGCAGAUCUGACACUGCGAUAAAAAUAUAUUCAUACUAAAAAUUGUUAUACUCAUUUUAAUGAUUUUGAUAAACAUUUGCAUUUAAUCUGGUCAUAAUAAAGUUGCUAAAUCCCUCUGGUGAAAAAAUUUCGUGAAAUAAUUUGUGCAAGAAUAAGCUCAUUGACAAUUUGUAUUUUUUAUGUUUGGUUAUCCAAUAUGCUACAUAUGAACUGUUAAAACUGAACUUUUUAUUUCUAAUUGAUACUGUUGAGAAAAGGCUCAUUUAAAGUUAAGAUAUUAAUAAAUUCAAUAUAAUGAUUUUCCUGUCUUUACGCCAACCCGCAUAUUACAUUUUCCAUAAUUGAAAUAAAACAAAUGCUAUGAAGCAUUUUACUAUAGUGUACUCUGAUACACAGGAACAGCGAAAAAAAUUUAAAUCAGCGUGGAAAUGAGGAAAUAAAAGAUUUGCCAUAUCAACUUACAGUUUGAAAAGGAUGUGUAAGAAUUUAAUGUACAUGUACACUCAUAUAUAUAUAUAUAUAUAUAUAUAUAUGUACACUCGUAUAUAAGUAUAUGUACACUUAUAUAUAUAUACAUAUAUAUAUAUAUAUAUAACAGUUGAUAGAAAGAGAUUCAGGCAAGAACAAAUAUUACAAAAAAAAAUUAAAUAAGACGCAGAGAAGAACUAAUAAAGAAAGAAAAAAUUUUGUGGACAAACAGAGAAAAAGGAGAAACAUAUAAACAUUAUUUAAGUUGUAAUUAUUAUAUUUCAAAUUAAGAAAAUAUAACUGACGCAGAUGAGAAUAAUGAAAAACAACACUUUUUACUCUUUAUGCGGAGCGCAUAGAAAAAAGAAAAAAAACAACCACAUAAACGACAGAGAUGAAUAUAUCUCAUAGGUAUAAAAAGUAAAAUUAAACAAAAAACAGAAAUAAAAAAUGGAAAAUAUAAUAUUUACUAUAAGUACUUAGUGUAGAAAAUAAAGUUUAUGAACAAGAACUAAUAUAAGAGUAAUUGAAAUAAAUGUAGAGAUUUCAAAAUAAAACCCAUCUUCUAUCUAA